This is a messenger RNA of Dromiciops gliroides (monito del monte), 1342 nucleotides long. Its product is annotated as interleukin-8-like. Gene Ontology annotation, biological process: antimicrobial humoral immune response mediated by antimicrobial peptide; cellular response to lipopolysaccharide; chemokine-mediated signaling pathway. Gene Ontology annotation, cellular component: extracellular region. The record is from RefSeq and is a predicted model, not a curated record. Gene Ontology annotation, molecular function: chemokine activity; CXCR chemokine receptor binding. The coding region runs from base 59 to 391 and encodes 110 amino acids. NCBI's taxonomy places the organism in Eukaryota, Metazoa, Chordata, Mammalia, Microbiotheria, Microbiotheriidae. The transcript is spliced from 4 exons.
CCCAGCUGACAGCCAGUAGGAAACCAGAGCAAAACAAGCCCACAAACCAAGUGUGAACAUGACUUCCAAGCUUCUGGGCGCCUUUCUGGCCAUCUUCCUGGUUUCUGUAGCACUGAAUGAAGCUGCUGUGAUGCCUCGGACUCUGUCCGAACUUCGGUGUCAGUGCAUAAAAACUCAUUCCACCCGUUUCCAUCCCAAGCUCAUAAAGGAGCUGAGAAUGAUUGACAGUGGACCACACUGCCAAAACACAGAAAUCAUUGUCACUCUUCAAGAUAAUAGGAAGCUCUGCCUGGACCCUCAAGAAAAGUGGGUACAGAAAAUUCUUCAGGUGUUUUUGAAGAAAGCGGAGCAUGACUCAAAACAAAAUGGAAAGACUACUCCUUUGCCUUGAAUUGAUCUCUCCCUGAAGAUGCCACGAGAUAUGCAACAUGGGCUAGGGAAUUAAGGAAGCUAGGUCUUUGCACUGAUUCACUGUGCCUCAAUUUUUUUAAUCUCUGUAAUAGCUCAAGAAUACCUCCCUAUUCCUACCUCACAGGGAUACUCAUCAUUAGGACAAAAAAUGCCAAAACUAUUUCUGCUUUUUUUAUCAGGGCCAGAUAGCAUAAUGUUAUUAUUUUCAACUGUAAUUUAAUUCAGAUAUUUACUAUUUAUGUAUUUAUUAAAAGGAUGUGUGGGCCUAGAAUUGGAUGAUAAAAAAACUGCUCUGAUAACAAGUGGGGACAAAAUGACAAUGAAAUUGUAUUUUAUUUAAGAUCUGAGAGAUGCUUAAUAUUCUUCCUACCUUCACUAUUAGGAAUAGGAUUCUGUCUUCCAGAAAUGUCUAUGGAGAGAUGGACUAAGUAGAAACCUGAAUUAGUGACUUCUGCCCUAAUUCUGGAAUAUAGUCUUAGAAUAGUUUAAGAAAUAAAACAGCAAGGAAGAGAGAGAGAGAGAGAGAGAGAGAGAGAGAGAGAGAGAGAGAGAGAGAGAGAGAGAGAGAGAGAGAGAGAAAGAAAGAAAGAAAGAAAGAAAGAAAGAAAGAAAGAAAGAAAGAAAGAAAGAGAAAGGAAGGAAGGAAGAAAGUCUUACUGGGCGAAAGUCCCAGAAUUAUUCUUGGUGGGGAAAUUAUUUAUGAUGUGUCAAUGUCUUGUUAAGAGUUUAUUUAAAUGGUUGUAUAGUGUCACCACCAUGAUUUAUUUAUUUAACUUAACUUGAGAAAACUUUUUUAUAUUAUGUCCAAGAGAAGUUUUCCUAACAUUUUUGGUAAUUUGGAAAUCUGCUUAGGACCAUGAGAAUAUUUAUGAAAAAUGUAACUUUUUGCCGACUUCAUACACAUUUGCUUUAUUCUAUUUUUGUUAAGAUU